AUGUUGAGACAUUCUCUACAUCCAGAGAGCAACAGCAGGAAGAUCACAGAGCUAAGAGGUCUCACCACUGCCCACAUUAAUCCCUAUUCCUGUACUGACUGUGGGAAGAGAUUCACAACACCAGGAGCUUUGGCAGUUCAUCAGAGAGUGCACACUGGAGGGAAGCCUUAUUCCUGCUCUGACUGUGUAAAAUGCUUCACAACAUCAGCUCAUCUAGAAGUUCAUCAGAGAGUGCACACUGGAGGGAAGCCUUAUUCCUGCUCUGACUGUGGAAAGAGUUUCUCUCUACUGGGCAACUUAAAAACACAUGAACGUAUACAUACAGGAGAGAAGCCUUACUCCUGCUCUGACUGUGGACAGAGUUUCUCUCGACUGGGCCACUUAAAAACACAUGAACGUAGACAUAUUGGUGUGAAGCCUUACUCCUGCUCUGACUGUGUAAAAUGCUUCACAACAUCAGCUGAGCUAAAAGAUCAUCAGAGAACCCACACAGGAGAGAAGCCUUUCUUCUGCUCUGAUUGUGGAACUAGUUUCUCUCAACUUUCCCACUUAAAAACACAUGAACGUAUACAUACAGGAUUGAAGCCGUACUCUUGCUCUGACUGUGGAAAGAGUUUCUCUCAAAUGGGCCACUUAAAAAGACAUGAACGUAGACAUAUUGGAGUAAAGCCUUACUGCUGCUCUGACUGUGUAAAAUGCUUCACAACAUCAGCUGAGCUAAAAGAUCAUCAGAGAACACACACAGGAGAGAAGCCAUACGUCUGCUCUGACUGUGGAAUUAGUUUCUCUCAACUUUCCCACUUAAAAACACAUGAACGUCUACAUACAGGAUUGAAGCCUUACUCCUGCUCUGGCUGUGGAAAGAGAUUCUCUCAACUGGGCAACUUAAAAAGACAUGAACGUAUACAUACAGGAGUGAAGCCUUACUCCUGCUCUGACUGUGGAAAGAGUUUCUCUCAACUGGGCGACUUAAAAACACAUGAACGUGUACACACAGGAGAGAAGCCUUACUCCUGCUUUUACUGUGAAAAAAUCUUCAGAACAUCAACUGAGCAAAACGUUCAUCAGAGAACACACACAGGAGAGAAGCCGUACUCCUGCUCUGACUGUGGAAAGAGUUUCUCUAAACUGGGGGACUUAAAAACACAUGAACGUAUACACACAGGAGAGAAGCCUUACUCUUGCUCUGACUGUGUAAAAUGCUUCACAACAUCAGCUGAGCUAAAAGUUCAUCAGAGAACACACACAGGAGAGAAGCCUUACUCCUGCUCUGACUGUGGAAAGAGUUUCUCUCGACUGAGCCACUUAAAAAGACAUGAACGUAUACAUACAGGAGUGAAGCCUUACUCCUGCUCAGACUAUGGAAAGAGGUUCUCUCUACUGGGCAUCUUAAAAAGACACCAAGGUAAACAAAGGAGAGAAGCCUUGUCACUGAUCUGACUGUAGAGAACACACAAAGAACUGAACCUUACAUUUUCCUUGAGGUUUUUGGGCGAACUA
This is a messenger RNA of Oncorhynchus keta (chum salmon), 1500 nucleotides long. Its product is annotated as zinc finger protein 84-like. The record is from RefSeq and is a predicted model, not a curated record. Lineage: Eukaryota; Metazoa; Chordata; Actinopteri; Salmoniformes; Salmonidae. Gene Ontology annotation, biological process: regulation of cytokine production; negative regulation of transcription by RNA polymerase II; regulation of immune system process. The transcript is spliced from 2 exons. The coding region runs from base 1 to 1440 and encodes 479 amino acids.